UCACUGCUCCGUAGCUCAAAGCAAAGAUCAGAAAAGACGACAAAUUACUAUUCUAAACAUGUGUUUCUUUAGUGGUUAUUUUCACUCCGCUAUUCGUUCAUUGUGUUAAUUUUUCUGUACCCUAAUAAACUAGGCCUAGAUCGGGGAUAUUUCUUCAACCUAACAGGUCAAGUAUGGCUGUCCGUUUCUCUGGAAGUAUUUGUCGUUCUGGAGGUAUUACAAGUGCCAUUGCAAAAGAAACAAGAAAACUUUCCUUAAAACCUGUUAAACGUAUUGUCUUUCAGUUUGACCCCUUUGUUGAAGAGUCCAAGCACACAAGAGAUUUUAUGUACUACCUUCAAUCCAAGAAAGUUAUCAAGACAAAUCCCAAUUGUGUGGUGAAAUCAAACGUCUUAUGUGACAGAGGAGAUCCCUCCAUAGCAUUCAACUUAGAAAAUGGUUCCUCAGUGCUGUUCAAAGCCAAGCAUUUAUCAACAUUGGAAAUGUUCAGACUCUACAACAAACACAUAACAACUCUGUUGCCGAAAGAGGUUCCGACAACUAUCCUUAAAACAAAGUCUGAGAAGGCAAAGAAGCGAUAAGUUGAGUCUAUAGCUGCUGCGUAGGUGAUACAAGACAACAUGCCAAAGAGCAACAAACAGUAUAAUGUUAAACUCAUUGAUGAACUUUACAACCAGAUUCCCGCGUUCACUGACUUGUUUGACGAAGAGACA
Molecule: messenger RNA, 713 nt
Organism: Macrosteles quadrilineatus (aster leafhopper)
Lineage: Eukaryota; Metazoa; Arthropoda; Insecta; Hemiptera; Cicadellidae
Product: 39S ribosomal protein L53, mitochondrial-like
Exons: 4
Coding region: 174-581 (135 amino acids)
Cellular component (GO): mitochondrial large ribosomal subunit
Source: RefSeq, a predicted model, not a curated record